Molecule: messenger RNA, 1102 nt
Organism: Humulus lupulus (European hop)
Lineage: Eukaryota; Viridiplantae; Streptophyta; Magnoliopsida; Rosales; Cannabaceae
Exons: 3
Coding region: 89-856 (255 amino acids)
Cellular component (GO): mitochondrial matrix
Source: RefSeq, a predicted model, not a curated record
UAAACCCUAAAACCUUCUCUCUACUUUCUACCCUAAAACCCUCUAUUUGUUCCUUUCGACUUCGGGAAAAAAAAGAACAGACGGAGAAAUGGCUGCCUUUACCUCCAUUAUUCGCAAAUCGACGUCUUCCUUGGCUCCACUAGCGUUCCGGGCUGUCCGGGCUCAGAGGAAUUACCAGUCUUUGGUUGUGGCUGCCAUAAACCAUGCUAAUAUUUCUCAAAAUCACCCUCACAGCCCUCUGGUUCCGACCUUUCACUACUCCACCGAGUCAAAGAAACCCAGUUCGGACGAGUCGCUUCUCCGAGUAAUCGAGUCAGAAAUCCAGUGUGCCACAGAAACUGACGAUCAGGACAGGGUUGAAGAGGUUCCAAAUGGUUUUCCUUUUGAAAUUCUAGAUAAUCCUGGACUUCAAACCAUAACCCUGAAGAGAAAAUAUCAAGGAGAAGACAUCCAAGUUGAAGUUCAUAUGCCUGAUCUAGUCACUGGUGAACAAAAUGACGAUGGUGGUGAUGGAGACGAUGAUGAAAAAUCAAUUCAGUCUAGCAUCCCAGUAGUUGUAAAUGUUUCUAAGAAGAGUGGACCCGCACUAGAGUUUAGUUGCACUGCCUACCCGGAUGAAAUUGCAAUUGAAAGCUUGACUGUGAAACAUCCAGAAAACUCUGGUGAUGAAAUUGCCUACGAGGGACCUGACUUCCAUGAUUUGGAUGAGAAUCUGCAGAAGUCAUUCCACAAGUACUUGGAGAUCAGAGGAAUCAAGCCCAGCACAACAAACUUCUUGCAUGAGUACAUGAUUAACAAAGACAGUAGAGAAUAUUUGUUGUGGUUGGAGAAACUUAAGAAGUUCGUCCAAGCAUGAAGGCCUACUUAAAUUGUUUUGGCUACUUGUGUUGGAAGAGAUGAUCAUAAUCAUAUAGUUGUUUUAAUGGCGGAGUAAUAUAUUAACACCCUGUAUCAUGCAUGGAACAAUAUAUUUGCUCUUUCAAUGAUAGGAUACAACAAAUAGAUUUUUGGUAGAAAUGUAGACGUACUUUCUUUUUCAUUUGGCAAACUUUGAUUGAGUUUUUAUUUAUUUAUUAUAUAUAAAUCGAGAAUUGUGUGUUCA